Molecule: messenger RNA, 468 nt
Organism: Cooperia oncophora
Lineage: Eukaryota; Metazoa; Nematoda; Chromadorea; Rhabditida; Trichostrongylidae
Source: the annotation of a GenBank genome assembly
AUGCUCAUAUCCCUGGGUAAGUUUGCUCUGAAAAUGGCUACAAAUGCCAUCGAUAUGCUGAGCAGCAACCUUAACCGCCUCUCAAGAGAGCAUCGUUACGUGGCAUAUGUUUUGAGCAAAGAAAAGGAGAAGCUGAAAGAAGGACACAGUCAGAUUGUGACGAAGUUCGUUUGUCAGUUCACCAUUUUCGAGUUCAACAGCGUUUCAACGCAGUCAAAGCAAGUGGCAAAUCCUUUGACAGCAGAGAAGGUGUUGGGUGUUCAACGGCAAUCGAAUUUUGCGGCCUUUGACGUCCCUCUGCUGUUUGCUUUGUUUUUCCACAGAUAUAUGUUGAGAAAGUUGGGACUCUGGAAGGGAUGCGAAUCUGUACUGUCAACUUCCAAAAUUCGACGUCGGUACGUGAUAAGGAGUGGGCAGUGUGGAGAUUAUCUGGAGGGUGUGACUUUUGAACCCCAUCUUCGCAAUUAA